Scleropages formosus (Asian bonytongue) is the source of this 4669-nucleotide messenger RNA. Its product is annotated as cell adhesion molecule-related/down-regulated by oncogenes-like. Lineage: Eukaryota; Metazoa; Chordata; Actinopteri; Osteoglossiformes; Osteoglossidae. The transcript is spliced from 20 exons. The record is from RefSeq and is a predicted model, not a curated record. The coding region runs from base 238 to 3954 and encodes 1238 amino acids. Gene Ontology annotation, molecular function: protein binding. Gene Ontology annotation, biological process: cell-cell adhesion; nervous system development.
CCGACCCGACACCGUGUCCGGCGCCGAUGCCCCGGCGGUCCUGAUGCUCGGCCCGUCGAAAGCCGCAGAAGGAGCCGGCGUCACCUUGUGGAUCCCGCUGCUGCUGUUGAAGUGAAGCCCCCCCCCGCCACAACCCCGUCCCAUGGAGGGAGCCGCUCGGAUCUGCGCGUUCCGCUCGCAGCCCGUCGCGUCCACGGAGAGGUGUAUUUGAGCAGGGGGCUGCAGGGGUACGAGGGCAUGAUGGGCACUAUAUUAAGGCUCCUGGGCACCAUGCUAUGGCUCAGCCAGGCUGGGCUUGUCAGCUGCUCCUCAGCCCCCCUGUCCUUCCGCUCGGAGCCCCUCUCCACGGUGCAGCGGCUAGGGGGCGUUGUCCGUUUGCGCUGCUCUGCCCGACCAUCAACUGCGCGCCUGUCCUGGCACUUCAGGGGUCAGCCGCUGGACCCGAGUUCGACCCCGGGGGUUCGGGUGCGGUCCGGGUCCCUCGCCCUGCCCUCUCUGGAGCCCAGUCAGGAAGGCCCAUACCAGUGUGUUGCACAUUCGGACUCGGGCGCCAUUGCCAGCCGCCUGGCACACGUGUCCAUUGCAAGUGUCUCAGAGUUUGCUGAGACCCGGCGGCGCAGCCUCACUGUGAACAAUGGUAGUACAGCACUCAUCAAGUGCCAGAUUCCCUACAGCAACCCUCCCGCCUUGCCACGGCUGCGGGUUCGAGGGGAGUGGCUUGAGCAGUCCACAAAUGAAUAUCUAAUUCUUCCAUCUGGGAACCUCCAGAUUAUGUCUGUCUCCCCUCAGCACCAGGGGACAUAUAAGUGUGCUGCGUACAACCCUGUGACUCAGGAGGUCAAGGUGGAAGCCCAUGGCACGAAACUGACCGUUAAAGGUCCAGACAAUCCCUUUCCUGCACAAAUCAUAUUUCCCACCACCCCUCAGGCCGUGUCUGUGAUGCAAUCUGAAUCCCUCACUUUGGAGUGUGUUGUGUCUCAACGUCUUUCCACAACCGUUCGUUGGACUAAAGAUGGGAAGACCCUGCAAGAGAGGAACAACUACAGGCUGUCCCACGACAACCUGGUAUUGCCUGCGGUAAAGAAGAGCGACAAGGGAAGCUACCAAUGUUCAUUCCACGUGGAAAGUGGGGACCUGGUCAGUGCAAACUACACUGUGAACGUGCUUGAACCUGCAUCUGUACUACAGGGCUUGACCGACCAGUCCGUGUUCUCCGGCUCAUCCGUGCGGUUUGUCUGCAUCGCAAAGGGUAACCCUGCCCCCAAAGUCACCUGGCUCUUUAACUCCAGACCCAUUCCCCCCUCGAGCCGCUUCCAGAUGUUUGGAUCCUCCCUCCGCAUCGAUGCCGUGACACUGCAGGACCAGGGCAUCUAUCAGUGCCUGCUGGACAACGGGAUUGGCUCCGCCCAGUCAGCGGGUGCCCUCACUGUUCUAUCAGGUGCGAGUUCCAAACCUGUCAUACUGACGCCGCCCUUGAGCGGGACCUUUCAAGAGGGUGACGACGUGUUUCUGUCGUGUAACGCGAGUGGUGUACCGCUGCCAGUGAUCCGGUGGUACAACUCGGACGGUCCCGUUGACACCCAUCCGGCAGACCUCCUCCAGCCCCCGCAGGCUACAGCCAGAGCGCCCGGUGACAGCCCCCCUCAUCUCACAAUGUCCCGACCUGGGAGCAGCUCCCUCUACAUCCGGGCUCUCACCGUGGCCCGUGCUGGGAAGUACAUCUGCGAGGCCUCCAACGGCCUGGGGUCUGUGCAGGCAGAGGCCUUUCUCACUGUAGCUCCCCUGCAGAGCACCACUCUGGGGCUCCUCCCGGACAGCCCACGUUCCCUUCACCCAGUGCAAAGCGAUGAAGGGGAGGAGGCGCUCUUUCUCGAAGAGGGGCUUCAGAACGGCGUGGGGAUGCCCACCGAAAGGACAGGUGACCUCCCCGCUCCAGAGGCACCCAUCAUCACCAGCCCCCCACAGACACACAAGCCUGAUGUGUACGACCUGGAGUGGAGGGCUGGCCGGGACUGGGGCAGUCCCAUCAGCGCCUACUUUGUCAAGUACCGCAAGCUGGAUGACGUGGGCAACGUGGUGGGCAGUUGGCACACGGUGCGCGUUCCCGGCAGCGAGAAGACCUUGCGACUAUCAGAGCUGGAGCCGUCGAGCCUCUAUGAGGUCCUGAUGGUGGCCCGCAGCGGUGUUGGAGACGGCCAGCCCGCUAUGCUCACCUUCCGCACAGGGAAAGAGAGGAGCACGUCCUCCAGCAAGAACCCCUCCAAAGCCCCAUUCGUGUCCCAGCCGGAGGAGGUGCCCAAGCUCGAGAGUUCUAACACCCGCUUCGGGGUGGUGAUACACGACAGGGUGCCCGAGGCUCCGGACCGGCCCACCAUUUCCAUGGCGACCGAGAGCUCGGUGUACGUCACGUGGAUCCCGCGGGCCAACGGGGGCUCCCCCAUAACGGCCUUCCGUGUCGAGUACCGGCGCCAGGGCCGCAGCGCAGACUGGCUCGCUGCAGCCGACAACAUCUCGCCGCUUAAGCUCUCCGUGGAGGUCCGGAGUCUGGAGCCAGGCUCUGCAUACCGAUUCCGUGUCAUCGCCAUGAACACAUAUGGCGAGAGUCCUCCCAGCGCCCCCUCCAGGUUCUAUCAGGUAUCGGCAGCCAGCCCGCCGUUCCCUAGCCGUCCCGUGGCCGGUCCACACAUCUCCUCCACGGAUGCUGUCAGCGACACACAGAUCAUGCUGCGCUGGACUUACACUCCAUCCAGCAACAACAACACACCCAUCCAGGGCUUCUACAUCUACUACAGACCCACCGACAGUGACAAUGACAGCGACUACAAGAGGGACGUGGUGGAGGGCCUCAAGCAGUGGCAUCUCAUCGGACAGCUCCAGCCAGAGACCUCCUAUGACAUCAAGAUGCAGUGCUUCAAUGACGGUGGAGAGAGCGAGUACAGCAACGUCAUGAUCUGCGAGACCAAAGCUCGAUCGGCCCCAGGAGCGGCCCCUAUGAACCCAGUGACUCCACCUGGACAGUACCCCCUGGAUCCCCCAACGCCACCAGGGGGCCUGCUCUACCUGAUUGUGGGAACUGUUCUGGGCGUGAUGGUGCUCAUCCUGCUGGUUUUCAUCGCCAUGUGUCUGUGGAGGAAUCGGCAGCAGAACAGCAUGCACAAGUUUGACCCCCCUGGGUACCUGUACCCACCCCCAGAGACCAACGGCCACAUGCUGGAGUAUACCACGCUACCCAGCACCGGCCACAUCAAUGGCACCGUUCAUGGGAGUUACGGGCACCGGAGUUACAUUCCACCCCCAGGCUGCCCACACCUCCACCACAAGCUGCCCAAAGGCCUGGCGCUGCUCAACGGUUCGGGGGCACUAUAUGCUCCAGGCCACCCUCAGUCACACACACACAAUGGUUCUUUACCCCACGGCACCCUGGAGCAUGAGUGCACCCCUUCCAGCCUCCCACACAAUGGUGGAGGGCUGUACUCAGCCGUGCCCCAGUCUGACCCCUCCGAUUGCAUGAGCUGCCAAAACUUCUGCAACAAUAACAGAUGUUACAAAAAGAUGAACGGCAGUUUUACAAAUGGUGCGGUUCCGAUGCACCGAGCGGGGCCCUGCCAGCAAGAAGGUUUAGAAAUGAUGCCGUUGGGUCAGGUGACCCCACGCUGUCACACCCCCAGUAGUCCACAGUGCCUGGGGGAGGACCAACGUGAUGUGUCUGGGGAGGAUUCGGCGGACAGCAAGAUCCCACCAGCAUCCCAGCAUUCCUGCUGUCAAGUAGUGGAAUACCAGCACUUCCCAUCCAAGCAUGAAGAGGAGGACUUGCAGUGUGAAGAUCCAGAAGGAGCCGUGUUGUGCUGGGACAGCCUCGAUCUCCCUGAAGUCGGCUGCAAGGAGAAGGGGGGGUGGAUGACGACCGCCGGCCACAUGGGAGAAAUCAUAGCGCCAGGCCUGCAAGAAACCUGAACCCCAACUUCCUGUACAGCCACACACACACGCGCACACACACACACACACACACACACACACAAACACACACUUACUCGGGACUGUGCGCGGGCGAGCAGCACUCGCAGGACUAAGGCGCCCACGUGGUCACACACAAUUUAUGGCGUGCUGACAAGGACACGGAGCGGCCCGCGGUCUCGUCGGGGAGACGAGCGGCUCUAAGAAAAGGCAGGCGAGCUGCAGACCGAGAGCUGCAACCGCAGCCCACAAGCGGCAGUGGCGUUGGAAAACAAAACAAAAGAUCUGUAGACAAUUUAUUUAUUUUUUUUUGCAGUAGUAAAAUAUAAUGAAUGUAUCUGUUAAGUAAAAAGUCUGUCUUUUAUAUUAUUUAUGCUUUUUGAGAAAUACUUUUUUUUUUUGUGUUGUGCUUUCCACAGAGUGUGGAGAUUAGCCGUUUAUGUAUAAAUUUUUUUUUUUUUUAUAAUAUAAAGAGGAAUUAUGGAAGAUACAAGGCCGGCUCUUCUUCUUUUUCGACCGCAAAGUACGUACCAGAUAUUAGGCUGCCUGAAAUAUAUUAAUUCUGUGGCACUGACUGAUUUAUAGGAUUCUGAUGCUGUUCCCUGUGAUGGCGUUCGAUGUGCACUGCACUGGCGUACGGUGCUUAAAUUAUAAGCAACACUAAUAAGCAUAAGCAGGCCACUUGCAGGCCGUCAUAAAGCACUUAUGUGAUACA